UUGUAUUUUCACAUUAUACAUUUUAGAGAAAAAAAAUAAUAAUUUGAAAGAAUGGAUACCACCGGAAAAGCGAAAAAGGGUGCCGCAGGUCGCAAAGGUGGCGGUCCAAGGAAGAAGGCAGUUACCCGGUCAAUCCGUGCCGGUCUACAGUUUCCCGUCGGUAGAAUUGGGCGGUACUUGAAAAACGGUCGUUAUGCUAAACGUGUCGGUACCGGAGCUCCGGUUUACCUCGCCGCCGUCCUCGAGUACCUUGCCGCUGAAGUAUUGGAGUUGGCAGGAAAUGCAGCAAGGGAUAACAAGAAGAACAGGAUAAUACCAAGGCAUGUAUUGUUGGCAAUCAGGAAUGAUGAUGAGCUUGGAAAACUCUUGUCUGGAGUAACUAUCGCACACGGCGGCGUUCUUCCAAAUAUCAACCCUGUUUUGUUACCGAAGAAGACCGGUGCUGCUGCCGCGAAAGAGCCAAAGUCUCCGGCUAAAACUACCAAGUCUCCUAAGAAGACAGCUGCUGCUGCUGAGUAGGGUGUGUGGUUUAGUUGAUGGAUGGAUGGAUGUUUAUGUUUGUUUGUAAUUUGUAGUUAAUUUGGUUUAGUUUAUUGAAGAUCUAAUGUGGUUGAUUUAGAUGAGAAUGAUGAUAUUAUGAUUAUAUGUUUUAUCUUUUGUGUUUUAUCAAUGGAAGAAACCACUUGUUUCUGUUAA
Erigeron canadensis is the source of this 696-nucleotide messenger RNA. Its product is annotated as histone H2A-like. The record is from RefSeq and is a predicted model, not a curated record. The coding region runs from base 52 to 519 and encodes 155 amino acids. Gene Ontology annotation, molecular function: protein heterodimerization activity; DNA binding; structural constituent of chromatin. Gene Ontology annotation, cellular component: nucleosome. Lineage: Eukaryota; Viridiplantae; Streptophyta; Magnoliopsida; Asterales; Asteraceae. The transcript has 2 exons.